UGCACAUGUUUACAUCGAGGUAGCCUGCAAGAUAUACAAUUUAUAUAAUGAUAAUACGGAAUGUGGGCGCUAAUUUCGACGCUUUGUUAAACACAGUGCGAUUGCACGUACAACGCGUGCAGCCCCAAAAAUGGGUGACCAUAGGGCUGGUUAGCUUACUAUGUCUGCAGCACAUCUACUACAACUCCUUAGAACCCCCUGUGCCUAUAAUAAACACAUUCACGAUAACACAACGCCCCUUAAUAACCAGUGAUUGUAAACGCACACAAACGUACGUGCCUAGUGCAUGGGAACAAUGGUGGGUAGAUCACAUGUCCGAAGUCCAAAGUGACGAUUGGAUCGAAGCAUGUGAUCAAAUGCGUGCCAAAAAAGACUAUGCAUACACAGCUGUUGACUUUGCGCAGAGCACACUACAGGAAAGUACACUUGAGGAAGCAGGAAAGUGGUCUAAAGAUGUACAGAGCUACUUCAGAGUGACAUACAAAUGUCCCGGAAAACCAGAUGUAGAGGAAGAACACCCUAUCGAGCCACUUGUUUCUUUCCUCAGGAAUCCAGUGCACUGGUGCAUACAAGAGGAUUGGGAUCUACGGCUCGAUAAGAACUAUUUGGUGCUAGACUAUGCACCUACGGUGCAAAGAGGAGGUCGAAAUUUUCUAUUUGACGCUGGAGCUUCAUCGUAA
Molecule: messenger RNA, 680 nt
Organism: Sphaeroforma arctica JP610
Lineage: Eukaryota; Ichthyosporea; Ichthyophonida
Exons: 1
Coding region: 48-680 (210 amino acids)
Source: RefSeq, a predicted model, not a curated record